This is a messenger RNA of Heterobilharzia americana, 1734 nucleotides long. Lineage: Eukaryota; Metazoa; Platyhelminthes; Trematoda; Strigeidida; Schistosomatidae. The record is from the annotation of a GenBank genome assembly.
GUGGAACUGUUCCGCAAGACCUUGAAGUUGACACGAAGAAGUUGACUGGUUCAAACAAGCCCAACAGACAUAUAUUGGAUUAAGUGAGAGGAACUUGGUAACCACGUAUAUCGAUGACAGCAGUAUUCUAAAUAAAAGAAGCUAAUUAUACUCCUGACUUAUACUUUUUAGGAUUUCUGCAGGAAGUCCGAUUUUUUGAAGUGACCUUGGUUGUUUUGAUACGUGGAUAUUGCCACAAAGCGGAGUUUUUUCCAACUAUGAGAUUUUUCCGUGUGCUAUAGUUUGCCAGGUUUAAACAUUCGACGGUCUUCUUCAAGAUAAUGUUGUUGACUUCUUGACUUACACGCUCACUGUUACGUGAACUAUGUCCACACGUGGUGCAUUUGCAUUGUCAGACUUUGUUAGGUUGGAAAAAAUUGGUGAAGGGACAUAUGGUGUUGUAUAUAAGUGUAGAAACAAAGUCACUGGCAAGUUUGCAGCUCUGAAGAAAAUCAGACUUGAGAGUGAUGAGGAAGGAGUCCCGUCGACUGCUAUUCGUGAGAUUUCCCUUCUGAAGGAGUUGCAACAUCCCAAUAUCGUGAAUCUUGAGCAGGUGAUUAUGGAAGAUGGUCGUUUGUACUUAGUUUUUGAAUAUCUCAACGUGGAUUUGAAACGCUAUUUGGAAGACAGUGGAAGAAAUAGUUUACUAGAUGCUGAGACUGUUAAAAGCUUCAUGUACCAAAUGCUCCAAGGUCUGUUGUUUUGUCACGGCAGGAGGGUUAUUCAUCGGGAUUUGAAGCCCCAAAACAUCCUCGUAGACAUCGGGAGAAAGAUUGUGAAGCUUGCGGAUUUUGGCUUGGCUCGCGCUUUUGGAAUCCCUGUGCGCGUAUUGACCCAUGAGGUCGUCACGCUAUGGUAUCGUGCUCCAGAAAUCUUACUUGGAGCACAGAGGUAUUCUUGUGCCGUGGAUAUGUGGUCCAUGGGUUGUAUUUUUGCUGAAGUUGCGACAAAGGAAGCGUUGUUUCGAGGUGAUUCGGAAAUUGAUCAACUCUUUCGUAUCUUCCGUCUGCUUGGCACUCCAUCAGAAGAAGUUUGGCCAGGAGUUUCAAGUUUGCCAGAAUAUCAAAAGAAAGAUUUUCCCGCAUGGCACAAUUCAAAGUUAUGUAUCCACGAGAAUAUAUCUAAAGCUUUCAGCGAUGCUGGUCUUGAGUUGCUUCAAGCCAUGUUAAUUUACGAACCUUCACGGCGCAUUACAGCAAGGGAUGCACUUUUACAUCCUUAUUUUUCUGAUUUAAACAAAUCUCUUGUGCCAGCAACUGGUGAAGAGUAUAUUGGUCUACCAUUAGACCAGUUACCACGAGAAAUUGCUGCAGUGUUUCUUGCAGAUGCCGGUGGAGUAUAUCACAAUUUGAAUGAUAAUGAAAAUAAGAUCUGUAAAACGGUGCAACCCGGUACCAUAGAUUUGGGAAGUGCAGAGUAUCCUACAUCAAAGUAUCUAAGUGAUUGCCAGAAAGAAGAGCUUGAAAUGGUGGAUGUAAUAGAUUCGAAGCCUAGUCGUCAUGUGGCACCGUUGGCAGAUAAUCAUGAGACAAAUAUGUCAAUUGGCUAACUGUUUAGUAAAACCGACUGAGAAAAACUUGAUUUUUAUUCAUUGUAAACUUGUUAUUUGCUAAUUUUGUUAAUAUUGUGCUCCGAUAUAAUAUGCUGUAAAUAUAUUCCCAAUAAAUUUUAGUUACGAGUGCGACCUUCCUUUAA